This is a messenger RNA of Homalodisca vitripennis (glassy-winged sharpshooter), 1313 nucleotides long. Its product is annotated as chaoptin-like. The transcript is spliced from 6 exons. The record is from RefSeq and is a predicted model, not a curated record. The coding region runs from base 243 to 1313 and encodes 356 amino acids. Gene Ontology annotation, molecular function: protein binding. NCBI's taxonomy places the organism in Eukaryota, Metazoa, Arthropoda, Insecta, Hemiptera, Cicadellidae.
CCCCUAGAGGUCGUGGUUGUAUUGGCUGUCGCGACACGACAACGCGCGUGGUGAGGCCUAUCUAUUACCUCGUAUUUUAGUUAAAAAUAAAACAAAAUUUCAAUAAAUUUUAUUUAAAAAUCCGAUUUUAUUUCGUGAUUCGGUUCGAUAUUUUUCAUUACAACAUUUUCCACUUCGAAAAUAGUGUUGCUGGUGCAAACGUUAUAAGUAACGAACUUUUUUGAGCAGUAUUACUAGAGAAAAUGAGAAUGGUCUGGUUGAUGCUUCUAUUCCUAUGGACUCUCUUCACCUCCUCUCAGCCGUCACAGCCUUGUUCCUUCAACUCGAUGUGUUCCUGUCGCUACAUCAACUCCUCCGGCACCAUCAGGGACGUCAGUUGUGUUGGAGUGCCAUUCUACAAACUACCAGAUCUGCCUCACAUCGACAUCUCUCACCUAGACGUGGUGGGAGCAGGCCUGGAGACCGUAGACGACUCUUUGGCUGGGCAGAUAGAGACUCUUCGGCUAAUCACCAAUAGCAUCAUCACUAUCUCUGACAAAACCUUUACAAGCAUGGCCAAUUCCCUACGAUCACUUGAUCUCAGCCAAAACAGAUUAGAAGAGGUUCCUGCCCAAGCAAUAUGCUACCUCAAGUCGCUGAACUGGCUCAACUUACACGGUAACCAGAUUCCAACACUAGAGGGGAACGACUGGUGUCAUCUGAAAGACACUCUCGACAGCCUCUUUCUCGGAGAGAAUGAGUUACAGGAGCUGCCACGAGAGACCUUGCGAACUUUGAGAUCACUGACGUGGCUGAGUCUUGAUCACAACUUGCUGAGGAAGGUGGAACCGCUGAGUUUACCAGAGUCGCUUCAAACACUCAGCGUUCAGCACAACUACCUGGAGCAGGUUCCAAACAUUGAUCGUAUAAAAAGCCUAGUAAGAUUGUCUCUAAGAGGAAAUUUGAUUAAAAGUGUUCCGGAUUAUUCCCUCCAAAAUAGAAAGCGUCUAGAGAAGCUAGAUCUUGGAAAUAAUUUCAUAAACAAUAUCGAUAACAUGUUUAAUAAAACAAUAAAUGUCAGAGAUCUGAGUUUAGAUUUAAAUAAAAUUAGGAGUUUAAACGACAAAAACUUUCUCGGAACUAAUGCUGGACGAAUAAUUCUGGCACUGAACAGAAUAGAGAACAUAUCGACAAAUGCUUUUGUUGGUUUAGAGGAUUCAUUAGAAUACAUAGACUUGGAGAGAAAUUUACUAACCUCCUUCCCUGAUGCCCUAAGUAUGCUUAGGAAAUUAAAGUAUUUAUACAUCCCAUCAAAUAAAAUUUCAUUAUAUUAA